AUGAGGAACAGGCACAUCAACAUCUCUCUAAACUACGAGUGGGAGCAACUGAAUACGGAAAUAUGGCACAUGGUGCAGACGGGGAUGGCUGCGCCUUACGGUGGGGGUGUCUUUCCCCCUCCGGUGAACGGGGUAGCCGGGGUGGUGGGGGCGGCAGGAGCCGGCGGAGACGUCAAGCCGCCCCCGCCGGUCUCCGUGAAGGAGGAGGCGCCCCAGCAGCCGCCCCCUGGCGGCCCACAGGUGCCCCCGCCCGCGGGGGCACCCCACCAGGCCGCCCCUGGCGCCCCCGCCGCCGCCAACUUCAGCCCGCCACCGCCUCCCAAUGGCGUCGAUCAGCAGGCCAUCUCGGAGGUGUUCCAGGCGGCAGUUGCGGCGGCGGCUGUUGCAGCUGCAGGUGGCCAACAGCCAGCACCAACUCCCGGUGGAAACGAAGCUAGUCCCGAAGGUGGAACCGACACCGGAACUCUGGUACCAGUGACGUCAGGUGCGACGACGCUGGCCACCGUGACACAAGGCACAGACCUCAAAGGCCAACCAAAGCGCCUCCACGUCAGCAACAUACCCUUCCGCUUCCGGGACCCUGAUCUCAGGGCGAUGUUCGGGCAAUUCGGGCCGAUCCUCGACGUGGAGAUCAUAUUCAACGAGAGGGGAAGCAAGGGAUUCGGUUUUGUAACAUUCGCAAAUAGUGCUGACGCGGACCGGGCACGUGAGAGGCUACACGGCACCGUGGUUGAGGGCAGAAAGAUUGAGGUGAACAACGCGACAGCGCGGGUGCAGACGAAAAAACCGACGACGGUGCCGAACGUGUGCGUGCAGUGGCCAGAGGCUGCAGCACUCAGGGGAGUCGCCAUCCAGCGGGGAAGAGUCGGCGCUGCCAGGGCCGCGUUCCCCACUAGCGCCGCUGCACUUGCACUUACCCGGAACCCCGGGCCACUUGCAGCUGCAGCUGCCGCCACGGCCCUGCAUCCCUUCGGACACGCUGUCUAUUACGACCCCUUCCUAGCAGCACAUGCAGCGACGCAGGAUCCUAACUACAGGCUGCAGGCGGCGGCCGCAGCUGCCGCAGCGUCUCCGCUCCUGAAGACGCCCCUGUCGACGGCCCAGCAGGCGACCUAUGCAGCUGCAGCGACCUACACGGCAGUUGCAGCGCGCGCCUACGGUGCAGCUGCAGCGGCAGCGCAACCAGUCGCCGGAUACGCCGCAGUCGCGGGUUACGGGAGGGAAUAUGCAGAUCCCUACCUCGGACACAGCAUCGGACCAGUCGCCGGUUACGGGGCGACGGUGUACAGAAGCGGCUACAACAGGUUCGCGCCGUAUUAAGGCUGAGCUGCAGCCUUGGAAUCCAAGUACAGUGUUAUACUCAGCAGAUCAUGACCAGAGAAGCGACAAAAUCAUCAUCCCCUCGACGACCCUCACCGCCGAUGCUAGCCUUGGUAGCACUUUGCAAGCACACCCUUCAGCGUGCUGUGCCGCGAGUCCAAGUGAAACAAGGAGCGGCUCGCUGUUGUAAUUAACACAAAACCGACCCGAAAACUUCUCCCGAAACCCUCGUGUCCCCGUCGCACGCUACAACAGCAGUUCAGAGACGUCGAAAGCAAGCCAAACUAUCAUGUUGAUAUACAUAUAUAUAAUGAUAAUAUCUAAAAUUAGUCCUAAAGUUAAUUAAGUUGCUGGAUCUUAAGCUAGUUGAUCGUAAGCUGCGACACCGUGGCCCUGGUAGGAGAGAGAGAGAAAGAGAGAGAGAGAGAGGAUCGGGCCACCGGUCGGAGAGCAAGGUCUCGAACCCCGAAAAAUCCGAAAGGAAAUCGUCAAGCAGAUCGUUCAUCUCGUCGGCUCGCCUCGGCCCGAUCGGAUGUGCUAACAUGACCGCUCGAGCGACUUUCGUCUCUUUUCUUGUUUUUUUUCUUCUUUUUUCUAGGAUUUUUUUAUACGUUUAUUUAAUCCAGCUCCUUCGCCAGUAGCUCUCGUAAUUUCUAAACGGGUCGAUCAACCGUGGGAUCGGUUAGAUCGGCUCGAUCGAGGCGAGAAAUACCCGGAGCGAGCUGUCGGGUCCUCUUUGAAGGACCCUGAAGGAGCGUCUUCAGGGUCUACGAUGCGGAUUCCGUAUAUUAAAAUUAGCGGAUCUCUCAGAAUUGUACAAUUCUCUCCCGAUACUCAUUCUACGCUCGCUCAGAAUUUGUAAUAUAGAUAACACGGAGAAAUACCCGCGAUUUGCGGGCGAGGUGCUCUGGACCCGGUCGGCCCUGGGAUGAUCGACCGUCUUGUUGGGAUCGGCUCUUUUCCUCUUGUUUUUCACUGGUUUCUUUUUUUUUAUUAAGGUAGAGAGGAUGGGGCGAUCGUGAGCGGAUUCCAACUGGAAUGACGAUUCUUGGAGCCGGCAUUUCCCGAAACCGUGCACCGGUAAUCCAUGUAAAGCACGAGACAGUAGGUAGCUAGUUGUAGCGAGUGUUUGCGUUCUACGUAAGAAAAGAAGCUGGUAGGUUUCUAUGCCAAAUAUGUGUGUAGGUCGCGAAGCCGAGCACGUUAGGUACACUAGUUUAAUAGAGUUUAAAAUAUAUCCGGAAGCCCUCUGGACCGACACAAACCGGAUCCUGAUGAUCACAGGGUCUAAGUCACUUGCACACCCCCUCUCUCUCACGCAGGUUCUAAUCAAACGAGAUCACUCGUAGUUUUGCAUUCUGAUAGCGACUUUCGAAUUUGUCCGAGGUGACUAUGUAGAUAUAUUCUCGCGCUUAGAGAAGAGUCCUUCAAAUGAUUUUUAGACACGCUCUUAGGUCCACUUCGCGAUGUCCUUGAAUAAGGAGCACGUAUGGCCAAGUUUCGGGGAAGGCAUUUUGAGAGGAGCACGCUUGUCACUUGUUUACUUCAUAUAUUUGAAUAAUAUCGGUUUUAUUAAACUUUUGCUGAGGAAGAAAUUUCUAGAGAUAUUAUUUAUGUACCGUUUGAGAGGUCUUGGGAAUAAUUGGAUAUUCGUGCUCCUUAUCUUUUGACUGCUGGCAGGAUAACGCACGGGGCGGCCUUCCUGGCUAAUUGCAAAUUUCUAAUUGUAACUUUAAAGAAUCGUACAAAUGCAAGAGUCAGGGGACGACCGACUCCCUUGCGAGUUAAUGGUAAAUGAUCCUCUAAGUCAUGUUAACUGACGAUCGACCGACACUUUCUACAUUUUAUCGUACAAACCCUUCGAGGAAGAAUUUCCUCAGCAUCUGAGUUGCGACACUCGCGAUCGGAACCUCGUCCUUCCCCUUGUACAGAGAAAAGAUAUCGAAACAUUUUUGCAAUCGCACAUGAAAAGACGAAACGCUGUUAGGGACAUGGACGAAACUAGGUCCUGAGUUUUAUGCAGUUUAAAUAAAACUAUCAGAGUCCUCGUUUCUUCCAUCUUCUCAAUUUCGCGCGAAUUACGAAUCUACCCUUUCAUCCAUUCGGGUUAAACGUCAGCGUCAGGCCAGAACAUCCUUAAUGAAUAAUUUCAUAGAAAAAGAAUGAUAUAUUAACCGACAAUUACAAUUACACAUAAUACUCAUACCGAUAUUGCAUGUAUCACGAAGUAAUACGACAAAGAGAGCAAUGAAAAUGGCAAUAAAAAUUCGAAUAGACGUGUCGAGCAAGAAACCCGAAAAAGAGCAAAACGCCAAAUAAGACCUUCAAGGGAAAUGUAACUCAUCGUCAAAUUAUCGCUACGUUGCUUAGACAGCAAUUAAAUGGCACCGAUAAUUACCCUGCUUCCACUUUGUUACGUGUCAUUAAAUUGCACGAUUGAAGUACUCUGGCCUGAUCCUGAAGUGCGCCACGAAGAGCACCAUCUAUGCAAUUUCACGUGCAUAUUAAAUUCCCGAAAUCGCUUCCAGACUCUCGGGCACCUGACAUGAUGUUCACUUCGCGUAUCACCAACCCCGCCGAAUAAUCAUCCGAUCAUUUCCAGGAACGAAAUCAUUGGUUUGAGUCCUGUAAGUCCGACUAGACGGACAUACUCGACUCAUGAACAGACUGCAUACUUUUUACGCGCACUUCGACAUGCGGCCCGCAAGUUGAGACUCUAAUUCUAUAUAUAGUUAUAUAUAUAAUAUACAUAGAUAUAUACAUACGAAUAACACUACACAUUACUGUCUAUCACGGUACGGCACAGUUUACCGAAUUCGUUUCGGCGAUUACAAGUUAAGUUGAGAUCGCAUCCUGUAGCCAGUUCUACCGAUCCGGAAUUAAUGCUAAAAUCCACCUAGAUUAUAUCGAUCGCAUAGAUCAAUUUCAAGUCGAAGACCUUCGCUGGAUCGUACCUGCGGUCCAGUCGAGUUCCUGAAGAACGUUCUUGAAGAGGCGACAGGCAGAAGUGCUCCUUUCCUCGAGGACCAUUUUCUGCAGCGGUCUUAACUGGAACGCCGGUUGCUAAUUAAUUGAAUUGUAAUUAAAUCGAGUGACUAUCGGUUGGACUGGGUACAAGCGUAGAUUUUGCGGAAGAUGAGGAACAUGGUACGCACACCAAGCCGAGUGAGUGAUAUCCCUGUUACUAGGUUAAGAGAAGUUAUACAUACGUCGUGUAAGUGCGAGAGCGAGAGAGUGAGUGCGUUUCCCACGUGCUGGAAGGAGACGAAGAGGAACACGAAGACGUGGUCGAGCCGAGGUGGCAGCGACAAAACUAGAGUGCGAGACCGUGCGAUUAAAUAGCCAAAUAUGACAAAGAUGUUAGGGAGCGCGCCAGCUAGUGGCGUUUACGUUUUAAUCCAAACUUGCUAGGAUAAUGCUAGGCUAGGGAGAGAACUUGCUGAGCCAACAAGAGACACGUCUCGUGGCCCACCAAAAAAUCAUCUUCAUUUCCCCAUCGUCUUCGAUUUCCCCGGUCACCUAAAAAACCAAAUGGGGGCUUUCAUUACUAUAAACUAAUUAAAAUAUGUACUUGCGAAUUGUUGAUAAUUUUAAACUAAAUUUAUACGUGUGUGGCAAUUGUGGUCCUGGUUCCAUCGAGCGGUGGAAGGCACAAUUGCUCCGAUUUAAAGAGCCUGUACAUGACGUUCAAGGGCCCAGGCACUCGAUUUCAGGGUCUGUCUCCUAGUUUCUCGCGGAAUGGAGGAAUUCCUUCCUUCGGGGCUUCUUCGGACUCUGACAUGUGUCUCUUGUCAGGCCUGGAAAGAGCAGAACUUGCGGGACGAGCGGACGCGGCCGCCAGGGCACACAUAUGUAAAUAGCGGAAAAUAGAUUGUCGAGCACAAAUCGCGCCCUGGGAUGGGGCGGGGCCGAUAUUAACGAUUAUUUGGUAGCUGUUACUCUCACAGACAUACUCACUUCUCGUAAGCGUAAAUUAAAGAUCUAGAGAUCCUAAAAACUAGCGAGGUCGCCAGGGUAGCGAGCGAUCAUCGGAUCCCCGAAGGAAAAGCUUCCUUUCGUGGGUCUCUUCGAGAUGACUCGCUUAGUCUACUUGCUACUCGAUGACUCUUUGAACGACGAAGCGAUCUCUCCUUGACAGGUGACUCCUGUCAACGGAUACGUUGACAGCGGUCACUCUUCUCCGCGAGCGAGAAAUAUUCUCUCUAUCUCGGCUGGUCCCUGGACAGGCUUUUUAUUUUUUCUAUAAUAUUUUAUACGUAACGCUACGUGCGACUUGAAAUUCACUCGCACUCUGCGGAAGGCAAAUCACGGCUGAGAAAUUGCGCUCGCGUUUUAACUUGGCUGAAUUAAUAAUAAUUGAACAGUCCAUCUCUCUUCUUGGAGAGCGAUUAGUGUAUUACUAUUCAAUUAUCCGCGAUUCCUUGCUGCACUGAUAUCGAUAAAAUUGUAAAUUGAAUUUAUUCUCCCCGCUUGCGACGCAAAUCUGUACAGGUCUCUCACGCUGAACAUUGUUGGGAAUUGUUUGUCCGAUGUUGUUAAAUCUUGUCGAGGUUUAACGAGUCGGUUUUUUCGACUUCUGGGAUGCCGAAGGCUUUGCUGAAGCUUCUGGGGAAGGAAACGCGAGAGAGAGAGGAUAGAUUAUCGGAAUCGUACGCGAGGAUGCCCGACUUCGAAUCCCUUGUAUAUUGUAUAACUGUAAAACUACAAUUUAUACUAUUCGUAAUCCAUACCUUUAACAGGUAGGCUAUUACCGUUAACAGAUAUAGAGAGUAAGUCGAGCUCAAACUCAGGCGAGGCUAACUCGCCGAGGAAUCGUUGUAUCGUUUUCUGUCGUGUGCACAACAUCGUCUUUUCUUUUCUUUCUUUAUUUUUUAUUUAAUCAUUAUUAAUUUCGAGUAUAUUUCUACUAAUACACCAACUUUCGCAAGGAUUUCUCGUCGAUGCCCACGAUUUCGCGGCAGGCCUAUCGGAGAAUCACUGAAGGGACUCGGAGAAACAAUUUGACAUAUCCAAUUAAAGAUCGGAGGUUCCACGAGACUCGACUGCGAAUUACAAGGAAGGACAACCUUUUAUUAUACUUCGGCUAUACUAAAUCUGUAAAAUGUCGAGUAAGGCCUUUAGGGAAGAAGAUAAAUUUUCGGAGAGAAUUUCUGUUUUUCUCAAUCGGCCGAUUUUCCCGAGUUUUCCUGAGAGCAGAAUUUUCUCAUCUUUGCUUUCGUCGCAGGGCCUUCGGAAUCGUUGCGUGCGGCUCGAUUGCGACUUUAGAAACGACCGAAACUCGAAAAUCUCGGCGUGGUAUGGAAAAACAACCGACUAGGAGAUAUUCAACGAUACGCACCAUAACGAUAUACCGUAAAGAAAUUUUUAAGUGAUUAUAGUUGGAUACAUGACUACAUCUUACGAGCAACAUAUCCUAGCGUAAACGAGGCAGGGCGCUGCGCGAGAUUAAUCCCUAUUAAUCCGUAUUAAUUCCGUAAUGUAUUCGAAAAAAUUCAGGAGUUUUCCAUGACGUUCCAGAAAAUGCAACUGCGCGAUUUCCACCGGAGGAAAUUUCCCUGUUAAGUAGAAAAAAAAAAAAUUCAUUUUAAGAUCCUUUCGAGAGCGCCUUCCAGACGAGCGCGGGCGCCCUGCCGAAAUUCGAUUUUUCGAUCGUAAAACGAGGAAAUUCUGUAAGAGAGGUAUGUUCCAUGACAUUACGACGUUAUCGCAUACUUUCUAGAGUGAAUGAGCGCGUGAAUGAAUGUUGGAAAGAAGGGAAAACUGCGAGAUAAAAAUUAACCCGCGAAGGAAUUCGCUCUUAGACCGCAUCCCUCGAAGACGCGGUAGCACCUACGGCGAGACAACCGAAAAUCCGUAAUUUUGACAGACAGCUAUUACCACUUUUGCUUUUUCCCCGAUGUUAACGACGAAGAAUCGCGGACUCGUCCGCAUGUAGCGACAGGCAGGAAAUUAAAUGCGGAGAGGGGCGACGAAAGGAGGUGCGAAAGAGGUCCUUAUUCGGACGAGAUCCCGAAUUUCGACUCUAUGUCGACCCGCGUCUCCGAAAAUUUCAGUCAAGAUUCACGAGUCUAUCGAUACGUACCUAUCCUUGCGGAUCGAUGCAAAAAUUCGGGAACCAAAGGACAGGACUCGAGGCUCGUUUAGUUCGAAGCGAAAAAUCACGUAAAAAAUCACAAAAAACUACUGAUAGUAAUCUAAGGUGUCCUCGUUAACACCUUUCUCGAUUGUCUGAUUUGAUGAUAUUUUGUAAGUCUGGACCAGUUGUUAGGUUCUUAUUACUCCCAUAGCGACUUCUUAUGGCGUAUUUUCUCUGUAUAUUGUCAAUGUUUAUUAUUAAAUAUUUUUCAAAUAAA
Messenger RNA from Orussus abietinus, 7673 nucleotides. RefSeq names its product RNA binding protein fox-1 homolog 1-like. The coding region runs from base 1 to 1320 and encodes 439 amino acids. Lineage: Eukaryota; Metazoa; Arthropoda; Insecta; Hymenoptera; Orussidae. Gene Ontology annotation, cellular component: cytoplasm; nucleus. The transcript is spliced from 12 exons. The record is from RefSeq and is a predicted model, not a curated record. Gene Ontology annotation, molecular function: mRNA binding. Gene Ontology annotation, biological process: nervous system development; regulation of alternative mRNA splicing, via spliceosome.